This is a messenger RNA of Oncorhynchus mykiss (rainbow trout), 3720 nucleotides long. RefSeq names its product transmembrane serine protease 15 (gene tmprss15). NCBI's taxonomy places the organism in Eukaryota, Metazoa, Chordata, Actinopteri, Salmoniformes, Salmonidae. Gene Ontology annotation, molecular function: serine-type endopeptidase activity; protein binding. Gene Ontology annotation, cellular component: membrane. Gene Ontology annotation, biological process: proteolysis. The record is from RefSeq and is a predicted model, not a curated record.
UGCUGCCCCUCACAGAGAUAAAGGGCCAAGCUCUCAUGAAUAAGUAGCCCUUCAGAGAAAUUCUCCUCGGCGGAGAGUCAAAGAAGCAGGCUGUAGAUACAACAGAAAACGUAGGGUGUAGUUGGAGACUCACUCCGCAGUGCAGAAUCCUAUGAUAGUUCAUGACAGAGAAAGUGAUUGAAUCCCAGGGAAUUCUGUGUGAGGUGUCAGCUGAAGGACAAGAAGACCGUGUGAGUGUGUGAGGACGUCAGGGAGCCAUGUGGCGUGGGAAGCGACGUUGGUCGUCCACGGAGGUGCUGCUGAGUGUCCUGUGUCUGACCCUGCUGGCGGUGUGUGUCAGUCUCAUCAUCAUCACCUGGCUCGCCAUGCAGACUGACCUGGACCAGUGUGGUCUUGGUGGGACUGAGUCUGUGUUCAGUGGGAGGCUGGUCAUUACGAGGGGGGCUGUGUUUACUGAGAAGCUGAGAAACAGGAGCAGUCUGCAGUUCAAGUCCCUGGCCUUCGACACAGAGCAUCUGAUAUCUGACGCUUACGGCCGUGGCUCCCUCAAUAAUGACUUCAAGGCCUGUGAAGUUUUAGAAUUCAGCAAUGGCAGUGUGGUGGUGAACUUUGACCUGCAGUUUCGUCAGAGUGUGGAGGUGAAGGAGGCAGAGCAGCAGCUGGUGGCUGGGCUUCAGAGCACUGGGGGCCUGGUGGUUAACCAAAAUAGCAUCCAGGUCAGAGUGAAAGAGGACCUAACUACAUACCAACCGACCUCUUCAACCAAAUGGACCACUACACCUCAUCUUUCCACUACAUCUUCUUCGGGGAAAUGCCCACCUUAUCAUAUGGCCUGUGGGGACGGCACUACAUGUGUGGCCACCAUGCAGUUUUGUGAUGGAGUAGACAAUUGUCCUGAUGGCUCAGAUGAAAACCAUACUCUCUGUGCAACAAAGUGCGAUGGCCAAUUCCUUCUUCUUGGUCCUACGGGCUCCUUCCAUUCGGAAAACUUCCCUCUCCCCUACAACAAUGGCAUGAUUUGCCGCUGGGUCAUACGAGUUCAGAACGGACUGGCCAUAAAGAUGAAUUUCCACUCAUUCGACACAGAAGAAGAGAUUGAUACUCUCAGUCUAUAUGAGGGCACAGGACAGGGGAAAAAUCUGACAUACCUGCUGUCAGGCCGUUCCCCAGGCAUUGUGUGGCUGCUGUCUGACAAGGCCACUGUUGAGUUCUCUUCUGACGAUUACAACAAUUUCCAAGGAUUUAAUGCCACCUACUCAGCAGAAGACAUCAGCAACCUCUCUAAUGAGGAGAGGCUGAGCUGCUCCUUUGAGGAGGGCCUGUGUUUCUGGAGGCAGGAGCCUGAGGAUGAAGGGGACUGGAUACGCACCAAUACCCCCACAUUCCCCCCUUUCACAGGCCCAAACUUUGACCAUACAUUUGGUAACCAAUCAGGCUACUACAUUGUCACACCGGGAAGCCCUGGCCAGUGGGAGAAGAACUUCAAGAUCCGCAGCCUCCGAUUAGCUCAUUCAAAAGAACCAAUGUGUCUGAAGUUCUGGUACCACAUGUAUGGAGAGAAUGUGCAUCGGCUGAGGGUGUUGGUAGAGAGACGGUCAACUUCUUUGGUCAGAGAAGCUUCAGUCAUUGUGGUCUUCCAGAAGGAGGGGAACUAUGGAGAUAACUGGAACUUUGGCCAGGUCACCCUGAACAGCACAGCUGAUGCAACGGUGGUUUUUGAGGCUCAGAAGAAGGGGGGUAUGAAGAAUGACAUCGCCCUGGAUGACAUUAGUCUGACAAAUGGUCCCUGUGGGGCGGACCCACCAGACCCAACAGUGGUUCCCACCCCUACAACACCACCUCCAAUACCUCCUGACUGUGGAGGACCUUUUGACCUCUGGGAACCCAACUCUACAUUCAGCUCCCCAAACUACCCACACUCCUAUGGAAACAAGGCUUCUUGUUUGUGGACUCUUCAUGCCAGGGAAGGAUGGAACAUCCUGCUUCACUUCCUGGAUUUUGACGUUGAGUCGACCUAUGACAUGGUGGAGGUGCGGGAUGGGGCGGGGCCACAGUCUGAACUGCUGGGUGUCUUCACUGGUACUGAUGCUACCUUUCCAGAUGUGAUCUCCACAGCCAAUCAGAUCACAGUGAUAUUCUUUACGGACAGUACAGGGUACGGCAGAGGGUUCCGUGCCAACUUCACAUCUGGAUUAGCACUGGGCAUGCCAAAGCCUUGUGUCACUGGGAAAUAUCGGUGUCAGUCUGGAGAAUGUAUCUCCAAUGUCAGUGUGUGUAACGGCCAACCAGACUGCGCUGACUCCUCAGACGAAGCUGACUGUGUGCAUCAGGUAUCAGUGGACAGUACGAGUGUCAGACAUCUGCAGCUCCAGGUCCAGACCACUAGGUACACAACCUGUGGUCAACACUGGAACUCUCAGCUCUCCCACUUCAUGUGUCGUUACCUGGGCUACAGAUCAGGAAGUGCCCUCCUCAUACCGUCCACAGAGAAAGACUCUCCCUUCACCACCGUGAGUGUGGCAGCCAACGGUAACCUGGACCUGACCCCCAGUGAAAAAUGUACGGGUGAAAAGGUUAUAUCUUUGGAAUGUGACAACCAACCGUGUGGCGUCCGUAUGGUCUCCCAGAAGAUGGAUCGAAGUGGGUCCACUGAACUAAGGAGGGAGGAGAAAGGAGAGGAGUUGGAGGAGAGUGGAACUGUCAGAGUGGUGGGAGGGACAGACGCUCGUAAGGGGGCGUGGCCAUGGAUGGUGUCGCUGUACUUUAGGGGCCGCCAUGUGUGUGGAGCUACUCUGAUUGACAACGAGUGGUUGGUCACCGCUGCACACUGCGUUUAUGGGAAAAAUAUUCACCUUUCCAACUGGGAGGCAGUUUUGGGCCUUCACUCCCAGGACAGUGUAGAUGUUCUCCCAUCACAGACCCGAAAGGUUGACCACAUCAUCAUGAACAAACACUACAACAGAAGGACCAAGGAUGCUGACAUCGCAAUGAUGCACCUUCAAACAAACGUCAACUUCACAGAUAACAUUCAACCCAUCUGUCUGCCAGGAAGUGGCCAGCAGUUUGAGGCUGGGAUGAAGUGUUUCAUUACAGGCUGGGGAGCAGAAGUAGAGCAAGGCACAUCAGCUAAUGUGCUGCAGCAGGCAGUGCUGCCCCUGGUGAGCCGCUCUGAGUGUCAGAAGCUGCUACCUGAGUACAACAUUACAGCAAGGAUGGUGUGUGCCGGCUACUCUGAGGGGGGAGUGGACUCCUGCCAGGGGGACUCUGGAGGUCCUCUCAUGUGUGAGGAGGAUGGCCACUGGGUGCAGGUUGGCGUGAUUUCUUUUGGUGUGGGGUGUGGCCGCCCCCAGCGCCCUGGUGUGUACGCCCUGGUCUCCCAGUUCACUGACUGGGUCGUCCAGACCAGACGGCUCUCCUGACACUGGGGACACUGGGAUUGCAGGCUCCAGGGAAACAGAAUAUUCAGUCCUGAAUUAGGAUCAUAUGCAGUCUUGGUUACUAAAUCAAUCAAUGCGUUUGAAUAAGUACAAUGGUGUAACACAGCUUUACAGGGAUAUUCAAAAUAUGUACAAAUAAUUGUUUGCAUUUCUAUGCUAUCUUAUACUUAUAAAAAUCAGUUGUUGUACCUACAACACAAAUGAGACUUCCCAUGGCUGGUCCUGAAGAAGAAAUUAAAUGUUGUGAAAUUAUGACACAAGAUGGCAGUAUCUUGCGUAUUAA